UGUGAAAAUGAUUGUUUCUUGUGAGAUCAAAUUGAUUAGGAUUUCUGAAUCAAAGCAUUUGUUGUUCUUGUAUGAAAGUGAUGAACAUCUAUUUCUAUGGAUGUUUUUUAUUUUGGUAAAUUUUAUUUUCUUCUGCUUGCUGCUACUAAAAGGAUUUUGAAGGUUUUGAGAGAGGGGUCUGGGAGUGAUGCCAACAGAUAAGAAUAGGAGAUUUAAGCUACAUAGCUUCAAAGAUGUAAAAUGUGCCAGACUCCUUCCUGUAACCAUCACUGGCUUGAAAAUAAUGCUAAGUUUAGGGCAAGAUUUGGUUUUUUGCCUAUCAUACAAAACUUGGCAGUAUGGCCAAGUUAGAGAUUGGGUGUGGGGGGCAACCACCAAGAGCCUCGUGUAUGGGUGAAUCAAGGGCCAUUUCACAAUUGGAUUGGAGUUGUAAAAUGAAGGAUAGUUCUACCCUGCAAGUUUGUAUGAGGUUUCAGAACUUUCUUUGGGUCCUACCCUUUUCAAAUAUUGCAUAGUUUUAGCGGUCUUGUCAAGUAUUUGACUAUUUUAAGCAAAGACAUUCUCAUUGGAAGAACAUGAAAUGUUCCAAAUUCUUGCUCAUUUACCUGGAAUAUAAGAUGAUUAGGAACCAAUUCUGAGAAAGUCAAACUUCAACUUGUAUAAUUUUUUUUUCCCUUGUUGUAUUUCAAAUUUGUUUCUUAUUGUUAGUACCCUGUUUGAUUGCUGAGAGAGAAGUAAGAGGAGAUUAGCUGAUGGGACUCUUAGAACUAGGAAAAACAAAACAAGGUUUUCUAUUUUCAGGAGAGUAAGUUGCCUGAAAAAUUCACUGGCUUUGAGUUUGGCUAGACACUUCCCUAAUUUGAUACUUUUAUUUCUUUACUGCUAUUCGUUUUGAUUUUCAGGAUAUUGGCGAUAACGAGACUAUCAUAAAAAAUGAAGAGAAUUCCUGGUGCAGCAGAUAGGAUCAGUAAACUGCCAAGCAACAUAAUAGACGACAUUUUAGUACGCUUGCCUAUACAUGAUGCAGUGAGGACAAGUAUCUUGUCAAGGAAAUGGAGGUACAAAUGGUUAACUCUUCCACAACUUGUAUUUGAAGAUUCAUUCAGUGAACAAAUGACGAAGGAAUUGGGUGUGUUAUCUGAAGAAAAAUUAUUAGCAGCUGUUUAUCAAGCUUUAUUACUUCACAAGGGGCCCAUAGUUAAGUUCAGCUUGGCAGUUCCUGAAUUCGAAAGCUGUUCUUCGGUUGAUCAUUGGAUUCAUUUUCUAUCAUACCAUGAUAUUCAGGAGUUCUCCCUGUCCUUUUCCACAGGUUCUGCCCAUGUAUUGCCUUAUCAUAUUUUCUACUUUCUACAUUUGAGGCAUUUAAAACUUCGUCUUUGUCAGUUUAAGCCCCCACCUGCAUUUGGAGGAUUUAGUAGGCUCAUCAGCCUUGAAUUUAUCAGCAUGGACUUUGAAGCUGGACAAUUUGGGACCUUCAUCUCCAAUUCCCCAUUACUAGAACAACUGAGGGUGUUUGAUGGCUCCACUUUCAAUCACCUUGAAAUCAGUGCUCCUAAUCUCAAAAUCUUCCUCUUUAGGGGUGUUUUUGAAUCCAUCUUAUUCAAAAAUACACCAGUUCUUGCAGUAGUUUCAAUCGCUUUGAACAGAGCAGUGAACCAACGCCGAGGACAAUGUUCUAAACCAAUGAAGCUUGCUGAUUCUCUACCUGCCCUUGAGAAGCUCUAUGUGGGGUAUAACUUUUUAAAGUUGUUGAGAGCAGGAGACAGUGUAGCAGGGCCGCUGGGAAGGCCUUUAGAGCAUCUCAAAGCUCUUCAAUUUUGGAAAAUGCAUAUGGAAGAUAGGCAGGGAAUGUUGGAUGCUCUCCACUUAAUUAAAAACUCCCCCAACUUGCAGAAACUGAUAAUUGUAAUUGAGCCUUCGAGGGUGGACGUUGUGGAAAAUUUGGUGGGGCAAGAUUUCUCAGCUUGCUGUCUGAAGAAACUUGAACAGGUGGAGCUGCAUUUUAUGUCUGGUAUUGGGUCAGAAGUAGAGUUGAUAAAGCUGGUACUGGCCAAUGCACCUGGGCUUAAGAAAAUGAAAAUUAUUCCCAGUGAAAAUCUGCUUUCCCACGCCAGAGGACUCGAGAUUUUGAAGAAGUUGAUACAAUUUCCUAGAGCUUCGCCAAAAGCAGAAAUCAAAUACUCAGAUUCCAAGUCCUCUAGAAUGCGUUACAAGGAGAACAAAGGUUAUCUUUAGCAGAUGUUGCUUUGGUAGAUGUUUUGGUGAAUGUUUCUCUCCCUUUUUGGCUUUUUGUUGUGUCUGGUGAUUUAUGAAUGGAUGUAUGCUAAUUAUGCUUGCAAUGGACCUUUUGGCUACUUAACAGGCAUUAAAACUUCCUAGUUUUGU
Vitis vinifera (wine grape) is the source of this 2385-nucleotide messenger RNA. RefSeq names its product F-box/FBD/LRR-repeat protein At1g13570. Gene Ontology annotation, molecular function: protein binding. NCBI's taxonomy places the organism in Eukaryota, Viridiplantae, Streptophyta, Magnoliopsida, Vitales, Vitaceae. The transcript has 3 exons. The record is from RefSeq and is a predicted model, not a curated record. The coding region runs from base 934 to 2235 and encodes 433 amino acids.